AUGUCUACCAAUACCAACAAAGGACUUGAACCUGCCUUCAUUCAAAAUAAUAAUAACGCUAUUGUGUUGGUGCGGGAUGGUAAACCUGUAUUCGAAAACAUCGGUCCCAUAAACCCAUUUGAUUUCUUUAGCAAAGAAUUCAUCCCUGGACAGAUGAAUCAUAUUAAGCAUCCGACAUUAAAAAUACCUGGUUCAAUUUUUGGAAAGUACCCGAACCACAUCGAUGUCAUGAACCAUGGAAAACAUCCAUUCAAUUUCAAUCAUUUAAGGAAUGCAAAGCAUCCAUACGUUAAAUAUGUAAAAAAAACAUCUCAUUUCUGUGGAAACUCUCACAAAGACCCAAAAUUUGCUGAACUCCUUAAGCACCUACAAGAAACGGCUACAGAGGUGAAGGUAGAGGGAGAUGAAACAAUAUAUAUUACUGAAUCAACGGUUGUUGAAGAAGGAGGGUCAGGGAACGACAUUAUUAAAAACGCGCUAAAAGAAACAUUUGAAUCGUUAAAUUAUGACCAACGUCCGAAAAUGACUAAAAUAGAUGAAGCUACCGCAAGUAAAAUACAAGAAUUUAUUAAAAAUAAAUCAUUCGCAGAACUCGCAGAGUUCCUUAAUGAAUUCCAUAAAGAAGAGUUCGAAAAGUUCCGUCAUAGAUUCCAGAGUAAAGAGUUCAUUAAUAAAGUAAAUAAACUCCGUAAAGAAGGGUUCCUUAAUAAUAAAUUCCAUAAAGGAAACAACCAAAAUACAAAAUCCAGACUUUGA
Molecule: messenger RNA, 756 nt
Organism: Rhizophagus irregularis DAOM 181602=DAOM 197198
Lineage: Eukaryota; Fungi; Glomeromycota; Glomeromycetes; Glomerales; Glomeraceae
Source: RefSeq, a predicted model, not a curated record